CUGAUAACUGUUUGUUGUUAUUGUCGUGGCAAAAAUAAAGAAAAAAUAGUUUCUUGCAAAAUUAAUACGAAAAAUUAUUAUUUUUUAACUAAAAUGGAUUUAGAAAGCGAAAGAAUAUUAAAAUUAAUUUUUCCAGAUGGCGUACCAGACAAUUUACGUGACAAUCCGGAAUUGUUCAAUUAUCUCAAUAAAUUGGGUUCAUACAAAGUGGAUCAAUUGAAAAAGGAGCAGACCCGUUUAACAGAAGAAACUAAACAUAUUGUAGAACAGACACAAGACUUGGCUAUUUCCAAUUACAAAACAUUUAUUAAAACUGCUGAAAAUUCACGUUCAAUUUACAGUGAAUUCAAGAAUGCCGAGUCCCAGGUGGAAACUUUAAUUGAUAAAUUGCCAGAAUUAAUUGAUAAAUGCGAAAAUUUCCAAGGUGAAUCCGUGGAUAUUAACGAGCAACGUCGUUUGAAUUCUAUAACUUUAAAAAAGAAUGCUCAAUUACUGGAGAUUUUAGAGCUGCCUCAGCUUAUGGAGCGCUGCAUACGAGAGGGUAGAUAUGAAGAAGCUUUAGAGUUGGCUAGCUAUGUACAAAAGAUGGGAGAAAACCAGGGUCACAUUCCAAUAAUUAAGAGUAUUGUUAAUUCCGUGGAAAUGUUAUGGCAUACAAUGUUGGUACAACUUGUGGCUCAAUUGCGAACAGAUUUACAAUUGCCCAAGUGUUUACAAAUUGUUGGUUAUCUACGUAGAAUGCAGGCUUUCGGUACUAAUGAACUUAAACUGAAAUUUUUACAAGCUAGAGAUGCCUGGUUGACCAAUUCGUUGAAGGCUAUACCUAUUGAUGAUGCUCAACAACACUUAAACAAAACGAUAGAAGUAACUCGCGUAAAUCUCUUCAAUAUUAUCAAUCAAUACAAAGCGAUAUUCCCAGAAGAAGAUGCCUCAGAGACUUUAUCAACUUCAGCAACAAACCAAAAACCUUUACAGGGUGUAAGUUGUGACGGAUCACGCAUAUUUCAGUCGUGGUUACAUGAAAAAAUUACUGACUUUUUAAAAACUUUAGAGUUUGACUUGCAGCGUGGCAUAGUACUAUUCGAUACUGUUUUGGGGCAAUGCAUGUAUUUUGGUUUGUCUUUUAGUCGUGUUGGUGCCGACUUCAGAGCACUUAUGGUGCCAAUAUUUGUUAAAGUAAUUAAAGAGAAAUUUCUAACUGCAAUUGCAGUAGUAAAUCAAAAUUUCGAAAAAGAAUUGGAGAAAUAUACUCUAAUAAACAAAGUAACAGUUCAUAACAGAAAUUCUUCAGCUAACAGUGAUGUAAACGAUUUGGAAUCUUAUUCGCCGCCAGAAACUCUGUUAGAUUUUCAUCCCUUGGCAGCUUUGUGUAAUGGCUAUUUGAAUGCUCUUAAUGACUUGCGUUUGUGUGCUCCAACUGCUUUGGCAAAUGAUGUUACCAAUAGUUUGCAACAAUCUCUAGAAAUGGUGGCCAAAAGAAUUUUAGCCUUCUAUCGCCAGGAACAACAAGCCUUCACAGCCAAUGAAAGAGACACAUUUACCAAGCUGUGUGGAUGUUUUGCCUAUGAUUUAAUGCCCUAUCUUCAGCGUUGCAUACAUGCCAUAUUUCCACCCAGUGUCUUAAGCAGCCAUUUGGGUUUAAAUUUAAAUAAUCUAGAGAAUACAAAAAUAACUUAUUUACAGCAAAAAGUUAUUUUGGAGCCACUAAAACAUUUAUUACCCCACAAAAAUGAUGGAUAUAUGAAAGCUGAAGCACCAAAGGCAGUAGAAUUCAAUGUGGCUGUAACAGCCGAAGGUUAAACAUAUAAAUAAUUAUUUAAUAAAAUUUACAGUAUAAGGCAAUAAAUAAUCGACUAAA
This is a messenger RNA of Calliphora vicina (urban bluebottle blowfly), 1858 nucleotides long. RefSeq names its product conserved oligomeric Golgi complex subunit 8 (gene Cog8). The coding region runs from base 94 to 1800 and encodes 568 amino acids. Gene Ontology annotation, cellular component: COG complex. Gene Ontology annotation, biological process: intra-Golgi vesicle-mediated transport. NCBI's taxonomy places the organism in Eukaryota, Metazoa, Arthropoda, Insecta, Diptera, Calliphoridae. The transcript is spliced from 5 exons. The record is from RefSeq and is a predicted model, not a curated record.